Adineta ricciae is the source of this 4803-nucleotide messenger RNA. NCBI's taxonomy places the organism in Eukaryota, Metazoa, Rotifera, Eurotatoria, Adinetida, Adinetidae. The record is from the annotation of a GenBank genome assembly.
AUGGAGAAUAUGUUUCAUUUGAAAUCUUUUUUCUUCUUUCUUUUUAUUCGUUGUGUUUUAACUAUUCCACAAUUAAAUCUUUAUUUUACAACAAAUGAAGUUAGUGAAUAUGAAUACAAUGAUCAAUUACAAAUCAGGUAUGAUUGUUUUCGUCUUGCUACAAAUUUAGUAAAAGCAAAUGUUACUCGGCAUAUUUCAACUUACUGCUUAAGUGAAUCAUUGAAAGGAUUUCAUAUUGAAAAAGAUCCUUCAAUAGAAAUCUAUUCGUUUGGUCAACUUAAAGAAAAAAAUGUAACAUUUGAAGAUUUAUUCAUUUGGUCAGCACCUAUUGAUAUUAUUGAAGAAUAUCAAAUCUAUUUAGAUACAAAUAAUCAAUCAUUAUCGGAAAAACAAUUCUAUAAUUGUACAUUUCCAAGAUUUGGAUCAGUAUGUCAAUAUCAAUUAUAUGAUUAUCAUGAAGACGCUUUAUCAUUAUAUGAUAUAAUUUUUGAUUUUUAUCAAGAGUUAGCAUUUCGAACGAUAAAUUCGACUUGCUAUGAACAUUUAAUAUGUAAUGGUGAUUAUUCAUUAGUUUGUUUAGAUUGGACAGACAUUUGUAAUGGAAUAGUUAAUUGUCUUGAUGAUCAAUAUGAUGAAGAACAUUGUUGGCAAUUAGAAUUUAAUGAAUGUAAAGAAAAUGAAUUUCAAUGCAAUAGUGGACAAUGUAUUCCUCAAGAAUUUGUUUAUGAUGAUAUCUAUCAUCCGGAUUGUAUUGAUAUGUCUGAUGAAAGAGCAGAUGAUGUACCAGAUAUUCAAUUGUUUUCGAUUGCUCAAUCCCAACCAACAUUUACAGAUAAUGAUUGUAUAUGUCCACACUAUUUUUUUACAAGUUCAUGUGAUUCUAAAUAUAAAAAUAUGAUAUUUAAAUCGAUAUUUUCAAUGAAACAUCCAUCUAUGACAGAUGAAUGUUGGUCAGCUGUUCAAUGUUACUUCGCUAUUGGAAAUCCAAUAUUUUCACCUUUGACGUUUGAAGUUAUCAAAGAACAAUGUAUGCCUAUUAUAAGAAAAACAUGUCCAGAUAUGUUUUAUCUUGUCAAUAUUCCAAUAUAUUUUGGUCAUAUUUAUUUAGCUUAUAAAAAAAAUGAAAUAUUGUCUGUUCAUGUACGAUUCCCUUAUUUAUGUUCAAACAAAACUUUUCUUAACUCACAUUAUUUCGUCUUAGAGACAAUAUUUAAUCAUACAAUAUUUUGUACAAAAUUUCAAAUUACAGAGUUUUUGGACAGCAAUGAUACUCCUACUAUGUAUCAUCGAUUGUUCGACUUUCUGGAAAAUGUUUUCCAACAAAUAAAACGAUUUUAUCCAAUAAUUAGUUUUCCUCUUGAUCAAUGUAAUCAACCAAAUAUUUAUCAAUGUCUCAAUUCGUCCAAAUGUAUUUCGUAUCAUCGUUUAUCGAAUAAUAUAAUUGAUUGUCCUUAUGAAGAUGAUGAAAAUAUAUUUGAGCAUACAAAUCCUCAAUUAUUUAAUCAAAUAAAACAUAAAUAUUAUCGAUGUCGUAGUUCAAAUAAGUAUAUUCCUCAAGCAGCAAUCAAAAAUAGAAUAUGUGAUUGUGACGAUUAUCCAGUCCUUUAUUGUGAAGAUGAAGACCUAGAUAAGAAUUUUACUACAAGUACAAUUUCUUUUCAAAUAAUGUGUGAUGGUUUUCAAGAAUUAUUUCCAAUAAAUAUCAAUGGAAUAGAUCGAACAGAUGAAACUGAUUGUCAACAAUGGGAAUGUGAUAAUAUUUAUACACAUUGUGAUGAAAUAUGGAAUUGUUGGGAUGGAAAAGAUGAAAGGAAUUGUGAUUAUGAAAAAGAACCAUUAAUUGAUUGUGGUUUAGAUUCACAAAUGUGUGUUACAUUUGGUACAUAUGAAUUAAUAUGUUUAUCAAGUGAUCGAUUUAAUGAUGGAAAAGUUGAUUGUUUUGGUGGAAGUGAUGAAAGAAGCAAAUGUCGACAUUCUUAUAGCGAUUACGAUGGAGCAUUCGUUUGUGAGGCACCACAAUCUGAAUAUGAAUAUACAUGUGUUUACCAAUAUAAAUUAUGUUCAGAUGAUAAUUCUACUUGUUCAAACGGCUUAAAUGAAACAUUAUGUACUAAACCUGCAAUUUCAUCUGGCUGGGUAAAUUUUUGUGCAGAAACAAAUCAAGUACGUCUCUCUAAUGCAGGAAAAUUCGUAUGUAAAUUCACAAAGACUCAACACAAACGAACUAGGGUUUAUUUUAAAAUUGAUGAAUUUACUCAAACAGUUGAAGAUAAAAUAAAUGAAGAGCCAACAAUUAAUGCUAACGUCUUACAAGAUGAAAUACCAAUUUCACUUUCUAAAAACUUUCGUUGUCAUCGAGGUUUAGAAAUGCGUGUUUGGUUAAAUCAAUCAUCAAAUAAAUCUGUACAGACAUGUUUUUGUCCACCGAAUUAUUAUGGUUCACAAUGUCAAUAUCAAAAUCAAAGAAUUAGUUUAUCAAUUGGAUUUAAUGUUGCCGCUCAAUUACGUAAAACUCUUUUUACAAUAUUAAUAUUACUUAUUGAUAAUACAAAUCAAAGACAAAUUCAUUCUUAUGAACAAUUUACUUAUUUAUCAAUUCGAGAUUGUAAAACGAAAUUUAAUCUUUAUUUACUUUAUUCAACUCGACCAAAAGAUAUGAAGAGAAAUUACUCAAUUCAUUUAGAUAUUUAUGAUAAACAAUCUUUAACAUAUUAUGGAAGUUUUCUUUAUCCUGUUAAAUUCUCUUUUUUACCAGUUCAUCGAUUAGCUUUUAUUGUUAAUAUUCCAUCUGAUGAAGAGAAAAAGAUUUGUUCAAAUAAGAAAUGUUUAAAUGGUCGAUGUCGAUAUUAUUUCAAUAGAAAAGAAACAUUUUGUCAAUGUAAAAAAGGAUGGUCAGCAGAAGAUUGUUCAAUUCCACAUCAAUGUACUUGUUCAUCAUCAAAUUCUAUAUGUAUUGGUAUAUCAAAUUAUAAUCGAUCGAUAUGUAUUUGUAAAGAGAAUUAUUUGGGUUCUGAUUGUUAUCUUAAAAAUCGAAUAUGUGAUUCAUCUCCAUGUCGAAAUAAUGGUACAUGUAUUUCUUAUGAUGAUUUUAUGUUAUUUUCAAUUAAGGAAAAAUAUUUCUGUAUUUGUUCAAAAGGUUUUACUGGAAAACAAUGUGAACAAGUUAAUAAAGAACAAGAAAUUAAUCUAAUAUUUGAUAAUGAUAUUUAUUUAUCCCAUUCAGUUUUUGUUCAUUUUAUAACAAUUAUUCCUUUUCAGGAAUUUGAUCCUAAGAUUUCAACCCAAUUUCCUGAAAGAUUAACAACAUUACAAACAGUAUCUCAAUCAACAAAUUCUCUUCGAAUUUUUUGGUCAAAACCAUUUCAUUUAAUAUUUAUUGAAACAGUAGAUAAAAUUUAUUAUUUAUCAUUUAUUCAGCCGAUUUAUAAUCGUUCAACGAUAAUAAAUGAAGAAGUUCAUUCAUCAUUUCGAUGUUUAUCAUUAAAUGAAACUUUCUCUAAACUUCAUUUACUUAUUCGAAUAAAAUCUUAUCAUCAAAUUUGUCAAUCUGAUUUACAAUGUUUUUAUGAUGAUGAACAUUUAUGUUUAUGUUAUAGUUUUCAAGGAAAACGUUUAGCAAAUUGUUUUCUAUUUGAUCAUCAAAUGAAAUUUGAUCAUCAAAUGAAAUUUGAUUGUUUUGGAAAAAAUUAUUGUGAAAAUCAAGGACAAUGUUUUCAAGAUUCUCUUAAAUGUCCAAAACAAUCGAUAUGUGUUUGUCAGUCAUGUCACUAUGGGACUAGAUGUCAAUUUACAACAAGCGAAUUUGGUCUAUCACUUGAUGCAAUUCUUGCUUAUCAUAUUAUUCCAGAUGUUAAAUUGCUUGAUCAAAAAUUUAUCGUUAAUUUAAGUUUUUCGUUAACAAUUUGUUUUCUAAUUUGUGGAUUAUUGAAUGGAAUAUUUUCAUUAAUAACAUUUAAAAAUAAUAGUGUACGUACUGUUGGUUGUGGAAUUUAUUUAUUAGGAUCAUCAAUAACAACAAUAUUAACUAUGAUUUUUUUCGGAUUAAAGUACUUUAUUUAUCUUUCAACACAAAUAUCAAAUUCAUCAAAUAAUGUUUUUUUAAAAAUGCAAUGUUAUUCAUUAGAUUUUCUUAUUCGAAUUUGUUUAAAUCUUGAUCAAUGGUUAAAUGCAUGUGUGGCAUUAGAAAGAUCAAUAAAUGUUAUUCAAGGUGUUCAAUUUAAGAAAGAAGCAAGUAAAAAAAUAGCUAAAAAGAUUAUCAUUAUUCUUAUUAUUAUGAUUCUCUUCACAUCAAUACAUGAUCCAAUUCAUCGACAAUUAUUUCAAGAAGAAAAUGAAAAUGAUGAUUUGAAAAGAAUUUGGUGUACUGUAAAUUAUUCAUCAAAAUUACACAUCUAUAAUCGAAUGAUCAAUACAUUUCAUUUCUUUAUACCAUUGUUGAUCAAUUUGAUUUCAUCAAUUAUUUUGAUAACAAAAAAGUCUCGUCAAAAAUAUUAUCUUCGUAAAGAUCAAUCUUACAAAACUACAUUACAUGAACAAAUUCGUGAACAUCAACAUUUAUUAAUUGCACCUGUGGUUUUAUUUCUUCUCGCUUUGCCGCGUUUGGUUUUUACUUAUUUAAAAAAAUGUUUGAAUUCAACACGUGAUUCUUGGAUAUUUCUUGUGGGAUAUUUUGUUUCAUUUAUUCCACCAAUCAUUACUUUUGUUAUUUUUGUUUUACCAUCGAAAUUUUACCGAGAAGAAUAUCAUAAAUCUAUCAAACAAUAUCGAACUCUAAUUCAACGGCGUUUUCAUCGAACAAUAUGA